This is a messenger RNA of Gilbertella persicaria, 771 nucleotides long. RefSeq lists its product as uncharacterized. The transcript is spliced from 4 exons. Lineage: Eukaryota; Fungi; Mucoromycota; Mucoromycetes; Mucorales; Choanephoraceae. Bases 106 to 699 code for a protein of 197 amino acids. The record is from RefSeq and is a predicted model, not a curated record.
UGAAGAAUUUCAAUUGAAAAACUUACGAGCAUUGUAUGAGACAUCAAGACUGCGUUAAAAAAAACAGCUAUCCUUUUCGGUGUCACAACGAACGAGAGUGAAAAAAUGGUUGGAGCAUUAUUGGAUAUAAUGAAAUCAAUUGAGGUCGAUCAUCAAGAGUACGAAGACGUGUUGAUAAAAAGUAGAAUUCAGCCAAUCUUAAACCAUUUCCUUACAAUCGACAAAAAUCGAGAAUUAUGUGGGUAUGUAUUUUAUGAUAAUUUGUUUUCCUUACUGUUUAUGUGUGUUGGGAAUAGAAAUGCAGAAAAAAGUCAAGGAAGUAAACAAAGACGUAAAAGAGGUCGAAUUCCCGAUGCUUCGUACAAAGUGAAAUAUAAUGAUUAUAAGCAACAAAUUGUAAUAGCCGAAGUCAAGACAAAAGAAUACAACAAUGCCGUGAAGCAUCCUGACUUUAUCAAGAUAGCCAACAUGAUGAAAGACGAAAUCGACUAUAUGAUAAACACAAACUGUCCUCAUGAUUUACCUGUGUUUGGACUACUUGUGAGUGGUCGAUUUGUUUAUAUAUUGGGAAUGGAUUUGAUGUAUUCAGGCGUGUAUCGUUUGUUUGAUAUUGGUCGGUGUGUUCUUCCUACUUGUAUUGAGGAUUUGUGUGUUCUUGACAACACGUUCAAGGUUAUGUAUCAUUUAGAGGUAAAUUGAAAACUAUUCCUUCAUUUUUCAACGUUAAUCAAUCACAUGUAAUUUAGAACUUGGUUCAUCGUACUUGCAGUA